AUGCCGCCGCUUGCCACGCGCGUCCACGCCCCGGUGCUCCUCGCCCCCGCCUCCCCUCGCCCAGCCCCGCGCCUCUGUUUAGCGAGCGGGGCCCGCGGCGUCGGCGGCGGGUUCAGGAGGGGCGCGCUGGCCUCGGAGAAGCCGGCGGCGGCGGCGGUGGCGGUCGCGGAGAAAGCCGACGGCGAGGGCGGAGGAGGAGGAGGAGAGGGCGAGGGUCCGUACGACGCGAUUGUAAUCGGGUCCGGGAUCGGGGGCCUGGUGGCGGCGACGCAGCUCGCGGCCAAGGGCGCGCGGGUGCUGGUCCUCGAGAAGUACCUCAUCCCCGGGGGAAGCUCCGGGUACUACCGCCGCGACGGGUUCACCUUCGACGUUGGCUCCUCCGUCAUGUUCGGCUUCUCCGACAAGGGUAAUUUGAAUUUGAUCACACAAGCAUUGGAAGCAGUUGGGCGUAAGAUGGAAGUUCUACCUGACCCUUCUACAGUUCAUUUCCACCUACCUGGUGAUCUCUCUGUCCUUGUGCAUAGAAAGUACGAAGACUUCAUCAACGAACUUAUCAGCAAAUUCCCUCACGAGAAAGAAGGGAUCCUUAAAUUCUACGAUACAUGCUGGAAGAUCUUCAAUUCACUAAAUUCGUUGGAGCUGAAGUCUCUAGAGGAGCCCCUUUACCUUUUUGGGCAAUUUUUCCAGAAGCCUCUGGAAUGCUUAACUCUAGCUUAUUAUUUGCCACAGAAUGCUGGGGAUAUUGCUCGCAAGUUCAUAAAAGAUCAGGAGCUACUCUCCUUCAUAGAUGCUGAGUGUUUUAUUGUGAGCACAGUCAAUGCCUUGCAAACACCCAUGAUAAAUGCAAGCAUGGUCUUGUGCGAUAGGCACUUCGGGGGGAUUAAUUAUCCAGUUGGUGGCGUUGGUGGUAUUGCAAUAUCCCUGGCAGAUGGCCUUGUUGAAAAGGGCAGUGAAAUACGUUACAAGGCGAAUGUAACCAAUGUUAUUCUUGAAAAUGGAAAGGCUGUUGGGGUGAGGUUAUCAAAUGGGAAGGAGUUCUUUGCUAAAACGGUGAUAUCAAAUGCCACUAGAUGGGACACGUUUGGAAAACUCUUGAAAGAAAAAGAACUUCCAGAAGAGGAGAAAAACUUUCAAAAGAAUUAUGUUAAGGCACCAUCAUUCCUUUCAAUUCAUAUGGGUGUCAAAGCGUCAGUUCUGCCUGCUGGCACUGACUGCCACCAUUUUGUACUUGAGGAUAAUUGGAAUAAUUUGGAAAAGUCUUAUGGAAGCAUAUUUUUAAGUAUCCCUACAGUUCUUGAUCCAUCAUUAGCUCCUGAAGGACAUCAUAUACUUCAUGUAUUUACUACUGCAGGCAUAGAAGACUGGGAGGGUCUUUCUAGGAAGGAGUAUGAAGAGAAAAAAGAGGCGGUGGCCAAUGAGAUUAUAAGAAGGCUUGAAAAGAAGUUGUUUCCUGGUCUUCAAGAUUCAAUAGUCCUCAAAGAGGUAGGCUCACCAAAAACUCACCGAAGAUUUCUUGCUCGAAAUGAUGGUACAUAUGGACCAAUGCCACGGGGUAAACCGAAGGGCUUACUGGCUAUGCCUUUCAAUACUACUUCAAUAGAUGGCCUUUACUGUGUUGGUGACAGCUGUUUUCCUGGGCAAGGUGUCAUAGCUGUAGCAUUCUCAGGGAUCAUGUGUGCUCACCGAGUUGCUGCAGAUAUUGGACUAGAGCAAAAAUCUCCAGUUCUAGAUGCUGGUCUUCUUGGGCUACUCAGAUGGUUCAGAACACUUGCAUAG
Molecule: messenger RNA, 1776 nt
Organism: Miscanthus lutarioriparius
Lineage: Eukaryota; Viridiplantae; Streptophyta; Magnoliopsida; Poales; Poaceae
Source: the annotation of a GenBank genome assembly